Messenger RNA from Homarus americanus (American lobster), 402 nucleotides. RefSeq names its product UPF0612 protein P20C8.01c-like. The record is from RefSeq and is a predicted model, not a curated record. Lineage: Eukaryota; Metazoa; Arthropoda; Malacostraca; Decapoda; Nephropidae. The transcript has a single exon. The annotation marks the transcript as partial.
GAUGCAACAGAAUACGACAGGAUACAACAAGAAUACAACAGGAUACAACAAGAAUACAUCAGGAUACAACGAAAAUACGACAGGAUACAACAAGAAUACAACAGGAUACAACGAAAAUACGACAGGAUACAACAAGAAUACAACAGGAUACAACGAAAAUACAACAGGAUACAACAAGAAUACAACAGGAUACAACGAAAAUACGACAGGAUACAACAAGAAUACAACAGGAUACAACGAAAAUACGACAGGAUACAACAAGAAUACAACAGGAUACAACGAAAAUACGACAGGAUACAACAAGAAUACAAAGGGAUACAACCAGAAUACAACAGGAUGCAAACAAGAAGACAACAGGAUACAACAAGAAUGCAACCGGAUACAACAAAAGAUUCUAAAUAA